Molecule: messenger RNA, 762 nt
Organism: Thamnophis elegans (Western terrestrial garter snake)
Lineage: Eukaryota; Metazoa; Chordata; Lepidosauria; Squamata; Natricidae
Gene: IL23A
Product: interleukin 23 subunit alpha
Exons: 5
Coding region: 1-762 (253 amino acids)
Biological process (GO): positive regulation of T cell proliferation; immune response; positive regulation of T-helper 17 cell lineage commitment
Cellular component (GO): extracellular region; interleukin-23 complex
Molecular function (GO): cytokine activity
Source: RefSeq, a predicted model, not a curated record
AUGCCCUGCACCAGCUUAUCUCAGAGCGACUGCAGCCAGGCCAUCUGUGCCCUGACGCCUGCCAACACCUGCCACAGCACCAUCACACCAUUUGGCCUCCUGCUCCACUGUGGCUGCGAGCAAGCAGACGAAGUGGGCCAGUGGCCACGUGGACUCCUGCUGCACAUGGCUGUUGUAUCAAACAAGGUCCUUCAGCAUCACUUCAACUUCAGCCUAAAAUCUUCAGAGAUGAUGCUCAACGCAGGGCAUCCUUUGCAGAGCAGCCUUUUUUACCUCCUCCUCCUCUUUACUGCUUCCAGAGGAAUGAGGCUGCCCAGGGAAAGUGAUAUAGAUUGGCAGGGUUGCAAAACUGCCUCACAAGAUAUCCUCAAGCAUCUGCAGAAGCUGAACGUAACGAAAGUGGAAAAACGGAUAAAUAUUUCAUUGCCUCGGCAGAUUGAAUGCAAUGAUCAUUGUGAUCCAGAUUCCUUGAGCAAGAAUAGCACGCUGUGUCUGAUGAAGAUUCGUCGGGGCCUUCACCGUUAUCAGGAACUUUUGACACAGUAUGCAAAGUCAGAUACAACAACUGGGCUCCGAACAGCUGUGACUAAUUUGUUGAAGCUCCUUCGGGAAGAUGAAAGCAACAGCCCAGCCAAACAAUUGCAAGAAUGGGAGAAAUCGCAUGUAGCGGAUGUCAUCCUACAGCGCCUGCAGUUGUUUGCAAUUUUGGUGGCACGCGUCUUUUCCCAUUGUGCCACAUUGAAUAGGGAUGUAACUAUCUGA